Penicillium digitatum Pd1 is the source of this 225-nucleotide messenger RNA. The record is from RefSeq and is a predicted model, not a curated record. Lineage: Eukaryota; Fungi; Ascomycota; Eurotiomycetes; Eurotiales; Aspergillaceae.
AUGGUCUUCCUUCUCCAAAGUCUCCGACGUCAUCCUGAGAUAAAUAGGUGGCUGGCAGUGACAGUGGGAAGUGGUGUUGUUUCGUUGUUGAUGAUAUCGAACACUUUCGAUGUUCAAGUGCUUCAUUACUUGGGAACUGUCUUCUUCCUACUCGAUAUGUUGCCACUUGCUCUAGCCUUUGUCGCUUCUUUUCUCCGAUACGAUAUGAUACGCCAUACAUCCUAG